UCAGGAGGCGGAAGCGCGGCGGGGGCGGGAAGGUUGUAGUGCGGCACGUUGGGCGGCGUUUGUCUUAAGUGGUCGCGCCCCCUUCACAGCCCAGGUCGGACUGGCAGGCCCGCCUGGCUGCGCUCGCGUCCCGGGUGAUUGUAAAGUGCUGAUUGGUCGCCACGGAAUAUAAUUGAAACAGGAAAUACGAAGAUGGCAGCAAACCCUUCGGGACAAGGUUUUCAAAACAAAAACAGAGUUGCAAUCUUGGCAGAACUGGACAAAGAGAAAAGAAAAUUGCUUAUGCAGAACCAAUCUUCAACAAACCAUCCUGGAGCUGGCAUCGCGCUCUCGAGGCCGCCUCUCAACAAGGACUUCCGCGAUCACGCCGAGCAGCAGCACAUCGCCGCGCAGCAGAAGGCAGCGCUGCAGCAUGCUCACGCACAUUCAUCUGGAUACUUCAUAACUCAAGACUCUGCGUUUGGGAAUCUUAUUCUUCCUGUUUUGCCUCGCCUUGACCCAGAAUGAAGAACACUCGCGAUGAAAGUGACUUUGUAAUAUUAAAUGCCAGAGCCACUAUCGAUCAGUGCUAUACAAACUGUGACUUCCAGAAUUUUGGUAAACUUUUCCAUUUUUUGCUUCUUCAAAAGAAAAGAACAUGUACAUGAAAAUAAAAGGAAGGCCAAUGAAAAUGAAGAAAGCUUUGGAUAAUCCAUCUGAGGCCCCGACUGUGCUACCUGGUGUGUUACCGGUUUGGAAUACUGUCUGAUUUUUAACUGUAAACCAGGCUGAACUGGAUAGUUACCUAAAGUCACCCCAGCCCCUCCCAACAGGUUGGUCUGAAUAUAUCCUGUCCACAACAGACUGUCCAGAACCAUUUAUAGUACUUAGCUUGACAAGGGUGCCUUUUAAAACUGUGCACCAACAGGGUUAAAUAAGUUCUGUUCAUCUUUGGUUUGUACAGUUGAUGUCAGUGCACAUCUCCAUUGAUAGGCACGUGUGUGUCACCCGGAAACUGUGCAAUCAUAACUGCUUCCACUGUGCUCAUUCGAAAAGGAAAACCAAGAUAAGACUAAAUCACCAACCAGUCUUCAACAUCUUCUAUAACCAUCUGCCAUUAUAAGCAAUGUGACUAACUGCUGUUAAAAACAAUUAUAAGAAAUGUGACUUUAAAAUUUAUACAUGUUCUUAGUGUUACUACGUAAGUGACAUGCCUGCAUAGUUUUCAUGUCCAUUUUUGUUCUAAUUAAAAGCUUAUUCUGUAUGUU
Lepus europaeus (European hare) is the source of this 1247-nucleotide messenger RNA. RefSeq names its product INTS3 and NABP interacting protein (gene INIP). Gene Ontology annotation, biological process: DNA repair. Gene Ontology annotation, cellular component: nucleus; nucleoplasm; SOSS complex. Bases 193 to 507 code for a protein of 104 amino acids. Lineage: Eukaryota; Metazoa; Chordata; Mammalia; Lagomorpha; Leporidae. The record is from RefSeq and is a predicted model, not a curated record. The transcript is spliced from 5 exons.